This is a messenger RNA of Labrus mixtus (cuckoo wrasse), 3652 nucleotides long. RefSeq names its product DAZ associated protein 2 (gene dazap2). The coding region runs from base 115 to 624 and encodes 169 amino acids. The transcript is spliced from 4 exons. The record is from RefSeq and is a predicted model, not a curated record. NCBI's taxonomy places the organism in Eukaryota, Metazoa, Chordata, Actinopteri, Labriformes, Labridae.
AAAAACAAGGAAGUGAAUGAUCGUGAAGCCGUAACCCGUUACAAGGCCGUGACAAGAAACGAAGAGCUCCGUUUAUUCUCCAAAUCUCCCCCCGUCUUCAGAUCAUCCAGAACAAUGAACAACAAAGGUUCAUAUCCACAGCAGUCUGUGUACCCUCAGCAGAGCACUGCACCUGUAUACCCUCCUGCUAUGCAAAUGUCUCCUCAGGCACCUCCUUACACAGACACACCACCUGCAUAUUCUGAGAUAUACCAGCCCAGAUAUGUGCUUCCACCUCAGGUGCCUGGUCAGUUGCCUCAGAUGUCCUCUCACUACCCUGGUGCUCAGAUGUUCAUGCCCAUGCAGCCACAUAUGCCUGUUGGGCACGUGGGCCAGAAUGUCCCCAUGGCCUACUAUACCAUGGGAGCCAUGUACCCGCCUGGUUCAACAGUGAUGAUGGAGGGCGGCUUUGAUGCUGGUGCUCGCUUCACAGCAGGCACCAGUGUUUCCAUCCCACCCCCACCUCCUGGACACCCCCCUAAUGCAGCUCAGCUGGCUGCCAUGCAGAAUGCCAAUGUUGUAAUGUCACAGCGCAAGAACAACUACUUUCUGGGUGGAUCCAGUGGAGGUUAUACAAUCUGGUAACAGCAAGUCUUCGACUCCUCUCUCAUGCCUCAACCGUGUCCCUGUCCCAAACUAUGCCCGAGUUCCUCUCCCCCCCCCCCCCCCCCCUCCCAUACGCCUCCCUCUUCAGGCUGCUUGGCCAUGCCACAAUACUGAUUUCACCUAACGGAAUGUAAUAUUUUAGCGCCCUUGUGAAAGGUACAGUACUCCACUUCCUACCUAGAGAUCAAAUGAUGAAUGACACUGCCGGGAGAGGACACAUGAAAUUUUUUAAAUGUUGUAGAAUUCAUUCCAAAACUUUUCAUUGGGUCUAAAGUCUUUGGUCAAUCCAAAUUGAACCUCUUCCAGGCAUCAGAUUUUUUUUCUCUCCAGAGACCAGGUCUCCUUUUAUCAGAUGUAUCCCAAACGACAUUGAGAUGUCCUUGUAUUCCUGUAAAGCUACGUAAAUGAAAUGUUGAAAUAUCCGACCUGCAUUCUGUAGUUUAGCUGCUUUAUAGUGUAAGUGAAAUGCAGUUACAAAGUUGCAGUUAAAGCGCAGAAAAAAAAAAAUCUUCACUUGUCUUUCUUUGGAAACUUUUAGUGUAGUUAAAUUAAUAGAUGUGUAAUAGUUCCGUGUAAAUACAAGUAUGAGAAUGGAAAUCUCAACUAUCUGACAAAAAAAAAAGAAAAGAAGAAGCAUCCUGGAUGCGUUUAGCUAGAACUGUCUUGUCCUUUGCACAGAAUCCAAAAGACCACUGGAUAUAUUCUUGCACGGUGACGUUUACUUAUCCGACAGAUCAUUACAUUAAAAUCACUUGUAAAUUAAAUCGGUUCAAACAAACAAUUAAAGAGAAGAUUUCAUGCAAUAUCUAAAGUGGUUUACUGUACCUUGUUGGGCAACUUGUAGAUGAACAUAGUCAAGUGCCAAAGAGCACUGGGGGUAGCCCUAAUUUAAAGCAAAUUAACUUCAGUAAACUUAAAGGAAAGAAUUUAAAAGUAAAUCCAAAAAGUACGAUGAACGGGAAGGGGUGGUUGGUGUAACAUUUUGAGCUUUUAUUUUGUUUUUCUGUUUUUUUGGGGGUUUUUUUCAAAGUCGGAUACCCAGAGUUUAUACACUAAAUGUUUUAUUGUACACGUUUCAUGAACUACCUUCUUUUGUUUUCACUUUGUCUUUCCACACAGGUUAUUUUUUCAUCGAACUACUUUAAAAGUAUUUAAUCGCUGUAGAGAAAUAAAAGCUCGUCUUUGUGAUAGCAUUAGUAUGAAGUCCAUUUUCACAGCUUGAGGAUACUCUCUUAAAUAUAUUCCAUUUUCUUUCCUUUGGUAACUUCAUUCCUGUUCCAUGUUGAAGUGAUCUUGAGUAGUUAGGCUUUGUAUAACCAAUGAGCUGGUUGUACCAAAGAUUUGGUCUCUGAUGCACUUGAGUUCGGUUGUAACAUGAAAUAAAAUUUAAAAAAAGGUCACAAUGGAAAAGCAAACAUAUCAUCCAAUAAGCAGUUAUGAGAGUGUUGGUGACAAACCUUCAGUCUGUGUGGCAUGACUGCGAUUGUUAGUACACGUGUUGUUUCCACUUAAUGUGUUUUUUUUUUUUGCAUCUUUGAAGUAGUUGUAUACUUUUGCACCUUUUGCUACGUACACAUUUGAUUCAAUCUUUUUUUUUUGUUAUCUGAGAUGCACUGCUAAGCAAAUGUGAGUGGUUGCACACACAGCGGGCUACUUCUUUUUAUUUAAUUUCUUUUUUAGUAGCUCUGUUUUCAUGACUUUUUAAAGUAAGCUGUGAGAUUUUUUUUGAAACACUUUUCGAUUCUUAAAUUCAUCAAGUGUAGACGCGUCGUUUUCUGUAGCCUGAAAUUGUUUGCAAUGAGGUGAAUAUUACUGUCGGCAUAAUAGUUGUUUUUUUAAGGCAACAAAAAAAAAAAGCACUCUUUUUGAAUCAUUACUUCGUCUAUACGUUUAUUUUUUUUGCAAAAUCUUAAAGAUGGUAUCUGAACCUUGGGAAGUCCAAGUAGAUACCAGUAAGGUAUUUGUAGACGUUCUUCAUUUUGGUGUCUGGUAGCGUUGAUGUUUCACUGGGUAUCCGACACACCACAUAUCGAGUUUUAACAGCUGUGGCCACCUGAGAGCGAACGGUGUCGCAGCCGACCCACAUUGAGCCAUUUCAGUGUUAUUUAAAAAGAACGGCUGUGUGAAAACGCACUCAUUCCAGUUAGUUAACCUCAAACACAAAAACACGACUGACGUGUCGCUCAAAGGCGGGGGGCGGGGGGGGGUCCAUUUACAAUCUCUACAAACUCUUACACGGAUUUCCUGGUGAAGGGGGCCACAGCUAUCAAAGCUUCUAAAAUAUGAUUCAAACAUGUUUGUUUUUUUUUAAUUUCCAUCUCUGCUCUGAUUGUUUGUAAAGCAGCAUAAUGGUGGCUUUGUCCCAGCAAUAUGAAGUACUGUAAAAAAAAAAAAAAAAAACUACAGCUGACCAGUAGAUGCUAUGCCAACCACAGCCAGCAAAUGGAUCGCCCUUUGUUGAAGGAUAAUGGACGUUUAUAGUUCAGGGAUUCUCUUUACAAUAUUUUGUAAAAAAAAACACACAAAAAAAUAGAUGUAUGUACUAAAGUGAUGUGGCUGACUUUGGUACACGUUCUAUCUUUUAAGAUUACUAAAGGAGAUGAGUGUCAAAGAUGGAGUACUUUGAGAAAAAAAGAACUUAGGUGCACUUAACUUUUUUAUACUAAACUUAAAAUUUAAAAUGUAAGUUUAGAAUAAAGGUUAUUUUGGAAAUUUGAAACUUUGCAUGUUUGUUUACUUGUAACCACAUACACUUAGAACUUGUAUUUCUUUGGUUAUUGUGAUGUUGUGAUUUAAGCUUUCAUGUUGUCUUUUCCUGGCCAACCUGCAACAAAAAGGUAGCUGACUUUUUACUGGAUCGUUUAAGAGGAUGCUUCUACCUGCUUGGCCAUCGAACCAACAUCACAAAUGAUUUCGUUUUGUCGGAAAUCAUCCCCCCCACCUUAGUUUAGUAUAUGUAUACUGUAUAAAAACCAAUAGCUACUUUGAUAUAAACGUUAUUGAGUCA